ACACCGAAGCAGGUGUUUGGAUUUAUGGUAAAAAAUUCCGAUGAUGUCACACCACUGGUAUUUGCUGCUUUUUCGAUUGGUUGUCUACCAGGUAUGUGUAAUACUUCAGAGGGAUAUCGUUUCGAUCUACCAAAGGAGUCAACCAGUUGCCGUGUUUUGUGAUAUUGACUUCUAUGAUUUAGUCAAUGAAAGUCUCAAAGAGGUUGGAAUUAAUGCACAAAUUUUUACAUUGAAUGGUGCUAAAGGUGACUCAGAAACGGUCGAAAAUCUCUUUGAGAAAAUAGGGACGGAGGACAGUUUUAUACCCAUCCAGGCCGAUGGAGUCAAUGAUGCUGCUAUAAAAAUGUGUUCAUCUGGUACAACAAGUCCAUCCAAAGGUAGAACUUAUUUAAAACUUUUAUUUCACCAUCAAACUUCAACUGAUAGGCGCCGUCAGGGUGCCUUUUGCAGCUUUGAACGAAUACAAUUCUUAUUUGACAAAUGGGUGUGCAGUGAAUGUUUAUGGAUUGUCUGAAUUUGGAUUUGUAACGAAUGAUUUUCCAAAAAGCGGCAAAGACACGAUUGGUUAGUUAGCAAACGGUUUGGUUUUAAAAAUCAUUGAUGAAAAUGGCAAUCGCUGUGGUAUUGACACAGACGGUGAGCUCUGCCUUAAAAGUUUGUAAAAAUUUAUUGGCUAUCAUGGAUGUGAAGAGUUGACGAAAGUGUCCAUUGACGAUGAGGAUUUUUUUGAACUGGAGACAUUAGUCAUGUGGACAAAGAUGGACACAUAUUUAUCGUUGAUAGAGAAAAAGAUAUUUUGAAAUACUGCAGUCGAAAAUUUUCAUCACCCGACGUUGAAAGUUUACUGAUUACAU
This is a messenger RNA of Contarinia nasturtii (swede midge), 854 nucleotides long. RefSeq lists its product as uncharacterized. The transcript is spliced from 2 exons. The coding region runs from base 41 to 514 and encodes 157 amino acids. The record is from RefSeq and is a predicted model, not a curated record. Lineage: Eukaryota; Metazoa; Arthropoda; Insecta; Diptera; Cecidomyiidae.